CAAAGAAAUACUUACCUACCGUAUCCUUUAUGUAGGAAAAGAUGCAGCAGCCCUAACACAGUGAUAUGUUCUAGAUCUCUCGCCUUCCACUGCUGCCUCAAGAUAUUACACAAACGAGUUAUAGCCUAUGAAAGUAUCUUUCAACAAACACCUCAAAGCACGAAAUAACCCUCUACUAGACUCCAUACAUCCAGAAAAGAACAUAAAUGUGAAAGAUUCCAUCCAGAUACGAAGCCCAACACAACAAAUCUACACCACCAGAGAGCUUCGAUACCACGAUGUUGUGUGCGAACAACCAAGAUGCUGCCAUGCCCUGCAAAAGCCCUGGCUCGCUAGCAUGUAAAAAAUGUCUCUUAGUCCCUUAUUGCAGCAAGCGCUGCCAGGUUGCCCAUUGGCCUAUUCAUCGCGAGGAUUGCAAAUCCAUAAAUAACUGGCAACCUUCGUGGGUAGAAGAAAACCGAGUACCCGCAUUCAUGGGUAGCAGUCACACACACGAAUCCUACGGGCCAAAUAAAUACCUCUGGGGUAACGUCCCAGCCAUUGAUGUUAUCCAGCUGAAAGAUAAUGAAGGGGUCGAUUUUAAGAAUCCAUUGAACCUCCUUUUUCCAGCUUCGGGGGAUAUGAGAAAUGUUAUCCUCUCUCUUGUCAAUCUUCAUUCUCAUAAUGGGCCGCUCGGUAUAGUAUUGAACGACAAGGAAAUGGAUAUAGUAGCUCGAAAUGCUAUAUUUCUGUUGACCUUUCUUGUUGAGGAUGAUCCGGUCAUUGCUGCAGAAUAUGUCCUUCACAUUUGGUAUUCAGCUUUGAUCACAGAACGCUGUCAAAGCUUCCUACAGAACAGACUCCGGCCAAUUGUGAAGAAUGUAUGCGACAAGAUCAUACAUAAGCCUGCCUCGUCGCUUUUAGCCAAGACAUGGUCAUUUGGCAACGCUUCUCUGCGACUAGUACUAUCUCGAGAUAAAUGGUUCUCUUUCCUAUCAUACUUUGAUGUUCCUGAGGGUUUGACCAAAGACACCGCCCAACGCGUUCGACAAGCAGUUAUGUUGGCUCCCGAGAGAGUUGACUAUGUUCAUCGAGCUAUGGAUCUGAAAACUCCGGCUCAGAGGCUCGGCAUGUUCAAGUUUCGUGUUGACGGCAUAUUGUUACCGUUCAGUCAUAGUCGUGAAGAGUUUACAGUACCAAAUCCAACCUUGUUUCAUUUCACAUGGCCAAUAAUGGAUAGUUUGGACCCGACAUCCGGUUGGCCGCUCAAAUCCUUCCUCGAGUUCAAUAUUGGGCCAACGAAGAGCGACAUAUACGGCAAGCUCUAUCAUUACCUCAGGCAGCUAUUUGUAGAGUUCCAUCACCGACUGCGGGCUUUUCCUGUAAGGUUUGAGCUUUUACAAGUCGAUGCAAGAUCUCUACAACUAGAUGAGAAGAAAUUUGAUCGCAUCGAUGUGAGCAAUAUUGCGGAUGUAUGUUUUCUUGGCAUUGACGAAACUUUAAAGACGUUUGGUCCAUUGCUUCAGCCUACAAAUAUCAACCGACAUGCGACUCUCAUCACGCUAUUCUUAAACGCCGUUCCAGAGAUGAUUAUGAUCAAAGAGAAAACAAUGUUUCCGCCGGAUAACAUGACAGAGCAGAUGGAUAAAGUUUUUCGAUACAUGCCUGAACUUCUACAGCCCACGACCACGAGCAUGAUCAAGAUUAUGAUGGCAAUGAAUCUAGUUCAAGACAUGGAGGGGAACUUCAAUAUGUAUACGAUGAUAUAUGCAUUUAACUCUGCGGCGCUUCGCUCUGGGCUACGGAUGAAAGAUACGCACACGAUAAUUGAGAGAUGGCCGAUGCGGAUCAGUCAGGAAUUAACAGAGCAGGCAAAAGAAUAUUUUGCCCUCUUACUCUCUUCGGACCAUAAUGGUCAGGAACGAUAUGUCGAGUGGAGUCGUGCAGUGUGAUGAAUGCGAAAGAAAUGAAGCUUAGGCAGUGGUUUAAUGCCCAGCUAGGCGGCAUUGUAGGCGCAUCGGCCUUUUCAACAAUGGUCACAGCUUUUGUAUAGUCUGCGAUUUGUCUUGUCCCGACCCUGGUUAGGAGAAGCAGCACCAUUUAGGUCCAUUCUAGAAAUAAAAUAAUAUGGCAGAUUUCAAGAUGA
Molecule: messenger RNA, 2125 nt
Organism: Daldinia decipiens
Lineage: Eukaryota; Fungi; Ascomycota; Sordariomycetes; Xylariales; Hypoxylaceae
Exons: 6
Coding region: 279-1931 (550 amino acids)
Source: RefSeq, a predicted model, not a curated record